Molecule: messenger RNA, 2937 nt
Organism: Tripterygium wilfordii
Lineage: Eukaryota; Viridiplantae; Streptophyta; Magnoliopsida; Celastrales; Celastraceae
Product: mitogen-activated protein kinase kinase kinase 1-like
Exons: 8
Coding region: 272-2026 (584 amino acids)
Biological process (GO): protein phosphorylation
Molecular function (GO): protein kinase activity; ATP binding
Source: RefSeq, a predicted model, not a curated record
UCGACGGCUUUUACCAUUCUCUCUUAUCUGUCUGACUAUCGGCGCCUUGUCAAACAUUUCGACGUCCUCUGGUCAGUGGUCAGCUCGAUUUCGGCUCCCCAAAUGCCUAGUUAGCUCUUCCUCAGCGUGUUAAUCUACGAGUUCUCUCGGUAAACGGACGGAAAAGGAAAUCGCAGACCGUUCAGGAAAGCAGCUUCCGGUGCUCUCUAGCUCCUACAAGUGUUAUAGAACCAGAACAUUUGUGUUGGAUUUUUGAUGGAAUUAGUGAUCCAUGCAUCACCUACCUCGUUUUUUCGCUCAUAGCAAUAGAAGCGGCGCGUCAGACUCCAAGAAAAAGCUGAGACCGAAGCUUGAGCGUCGUAAUGCAGUGAAGAACAUAAAGUACGAUGCCGCGUCAUUGUCCUCAUCGCUGGAUGAUUCUUCCUAUUCUUCGUCUCUGCAAACGCGAUCGCUUGAGCUAUACGAGGGGAAGAGUUUCCGUGUGGAGGGAGAGGAGGGCGAGAUCGAUCGGAUUUUCCGGAGCCUAGGGCUGUCCGGGCCCGAGGAUCUUGGGAUUUCCACGGCGGCUUGGGAGGCCAGCAAGAUCCGGUCCUCCUCGGCUGUCUUGCCCAGGUCCAAAUAUCGUUGGUCAGAUAGUACGAGAACAGAGGAUGUAAAGCAGAAUGAGGAGGAACACGUCCAGGUGUCGGAUAGGGAGUUAUGCGAUAGGGUCUCCGCUUGUAUUAGAAUUAGAGAUGGCGAUGGUAAUGAGUUGGAUAGGGCAGAGUCAAUUGUGUCUAAUGCAUAUCAUGACAUUGGUGUUGUUAGCCGUGGCGCUGUUGUAGGAAUUAAGGGGGUGAGACCCCCGCUGCUCAAGCCACCGCCAUCAAUGAGGCUACCUGUCAUUGACAAUGCACGUUCAACAUGGGAUAUAUUCAGGGAUUUUGCGCCUGAAAAUGAUAGAGCGUCUUUGGUGAUAGUGGAUAGAGAGUUUAAUUCUUCAGUGUUGGACAGGGAACAAAAGCAAAGAGAAGCUAACUUAGUAGCUGACAAGAUAGAGGAGGAGGAGGAGGAGGAGGAGGAGGAGAGUAUGUUGAGGGCGGAUGUGACAGCGUUGCUGUCUGAGUCGUGUUCAUUUAGUACCUCGAAUGAUGAUGAUUCUUCUAGCACUACCACAGAGCAAUUGUCCAAUAUUUCACCAAAUGGGAGACUUAUGCGUACCAUUACAUCAUGGGAGAAGGGUAAUCUUCUGGGACGAGGUUCAUAUGGAUCAGUGUAUGAAGGACUUUCUAACGAUGGAUUCUUUUUUGCUGUGAAGGAAGUUUCGUUGCUUGAUCAAGGUAGUCAGGGAAAGCAAAGUGUUUACCAACUCGAACAGGAGAUCGCUCUUUUGAGUCAGUUCGAACAUGAAAACAUAGUCCAGUAUUAUGGCACAGAUAAGGAUGAUUCAACCUUGUACAUCUUUCUUGAGCUUGUAACAAAAGGCUCUCUAUUAAAUCUCUAUCAGAGGUAUCAUCUCAUGGAUUCCCAAGUAUCUGCAUAUACAAGGCAGAUUCUUCAUGGUUUGAAGUAUCUGCAUGACAGAAAUGUGGUCCACAGGGACAUCAAAUGUGCAAAUAUAUUGGUUGAUGCAAAUGGAUCCGUGAAGCUAGCAGAUUUUGGAUUAGCUAAGGCAACCAAAUUGAAUGACGUUAAAUCAUGCAAAGGGACUGCAUUCUGGAUGGCCCCUGAGGUUGUCAACCGGAAGAACCAAGGUUAUGGACUUCCAGCUGAUAUAUGGAGCCUUGGCUGCACUGUGUUGGAGAUGUUAACUCAUAAGAUUCCAUACUCUCAUCUGGAAAGUAUGCAAGCAUUGUUUAGGAUUGGAAAGGGUGAACCACCUCCGGUUCCUGAUUCUCUCUCAGGGGAUGCACGGGAUUUCAUCCUGCAGUGCCUACAAGCUAAGCCCAAUCAUCGCCCUACUGCUGCUCAACUGUUAGAACAUCCGUUUGUUAAGAUGCCACUGCCCUCUUAUAUAGGCUCUCCUUAUAUUGGCAGACGUUCUUGAAAGUUCUACCCCAUCUUUAAUUGAGACAUUGUGGUAGAAAUCAUCACAAACUGCCUUAUCUUACAAUUCUGGCAGUUCUCGCCCUCCAUUAGCUAUUCAAAUCGAAACCAAUGAGCUGAAGAGUAUAUAAGCUUCAUUUGCAAGUCAGGUAUAUACUAUUGGAGUUUGAAAAUUAAGAUCCACCACAAGAAGUUUUGUUGUUUUCGGGGGAUGUCACAUGAGAUCCUGAAGAUAUCUCAAGUCCAAUGCAGCCAUGGCCUUUGUGACGUUAGGCCUGUUUUCCAUGUGCGAAGACAGAAUUAGGUCAUACCGCUAUUCAUUAUCAUCGGAGUUGCUUAUCAAGAAAGUUGUGAAAAGCUCCUGACAUCAUUUCUUAUCCAUUGGACCUCUUUUGUCUUGCUGCCUCACAGAUUGAUAAUGAUAUUUCCACUGGUGGUACUUUCCCUCUCUUACGCAGCUGUUUUAACAAUGAAGAAGCAUGCAGGACAAGUUAUCAUGCUCCACUCUCAAAGCUGGGCGACUUGCUUUUGUUACUGUGCCAAUGACAUCAAGUUUUGCUCUAGGCAUACUCAAGAGCUGCACUCUGCUUUGACAUUUGUUUUGAGAUACUGCCUGGGAUCUAACAAUGGCGGUUCAUUGCAUUAGCUUGCAGCAUUUUUUGGUGAGUAGCUUUGGAUCCGCUCUACAGCACAAACUGCUCUUAAAUUAUUGCUUGGGCAAUUGUAUGUUGUUGAAUUGAAUUGUGUCUUGGCUUAAGGGUUGGUGUUCAGCAAUGUAAGUCCAUUCCUUAAUGUUCUUCCUGUAUUAUAAGAGCAAGGUGUCAAAGCAAUUUAAUUACCAUUUAAUUGUACAAUAGCAUACCUUGUUGUUACCUCAUUACGAUGUAAAUAGUCUUUUACUUUGUUUUUGUA